Messenger RNA from Orcinus orca (killer whale), 5504 nucleotides. It is a transcript of the gene WDR17, whose product is annotated as WD repeat domain 17. The record is from RefSeq and is a predicted model, not a curated record. Gene Ontology annotation, molecular function: protein binding. The transcript is spliced from 33 exons. The coding region runs from base 197 to 4189 and encodes 1330 amino acids. Lineage: Eukaryota; Metazoa; Chordata; Mammalia; Artiodactyla; Delphinidae.
CGCCCUUCAGACCCCGCGGCCCGGCCGCGCAGCCUCGGAGCCCGCGGCGCAGGAGGAGAGGGCGGUGCGGGUCGGGUCCGGCCGCCGCGCCCGCUUCAGCACCUUCCGCUGUCCGCCGCUGCGGUCGCCUCGUCCUGCAGGUGCUGACGAUUCUGAAGCCGGUUUCCAAUUGCCUUGAUUAAAGUAGGAACAUUCUAUGGCUUGGAUGACUUACAUUUCACAUUGGUUUGAGCAAGAUGAUUGCUAUGAAGGACUACAAAGAGCAAACAUGUCCCAGGUAAGACAAGUGGGACUGCUGGCUGCUGGCUGUCAGCCAUGGAACAAAGAUGUGUGCGUUGCCAAUGGAGACAGGUUUGCGUACUGUGCUACCCUGGCCAUCUAUGUUUAUCAGUUGGAUCACCGUUAUAAUGAAUUCAAACUUCACGCAAUUAUGUCUGAACAUAAAAAAACAAUCACAGCUAUCUCUUGGUGUCCACAUAACCCUGAUCUGUUUGCAAGUGGCAGUACCGAUAAUUUAGUGAUCAUUUGGAAUGUUGCAGAACAAAAAGUCAUUGCUAAACUCGACAAUACAAAAGAGGCUGGCGCAGUGGUUGAGAGUUCGCCUGCCGAUGCAGGGGACACAGGGACGCCUGCCUCUCUCAGCUGGUGCUGGAAUGCAGAUGACGCAGUGGCGUUUGCUUCCCAGAGAGGCCCACUGUUCAUCUGGACCAUCUCAGGACCGGACAGUGGCGUGACUGUGCACAGAGAAGCCCAUAGCUUCCUGUCUGAUAUCUGUAUAUUCAGAUGGCAUACCCAGAAAAAGGGGAAAGUUGUCUUCGGUCAUAUUGAUGGAAGUCUAUCAAUUUUUCAACCAGGUAGUAAAAGUCAGAAACAUGUUCUGAGACCUGAAUCUCUUGAAGGGACCGACGAAGAGGAUCCCGUUACAGCCCUGGAAUGGGACCCACUGUCUACUGAUUACCUCCUAGUGGCUAAUUUGCAUCGUGGAAUUCGCCUGGUAGAUUCGGAAUCACUUUGUUGCAUAACAACAUUUAAUUUUCCCAGUGCAGUAGCUUCUGUGCAGUGCUUGGCCUGGGUUCCCGGUGCUCCUGGCAUGUUUAUAACUGGAGAUUCUCAAGUGGGUGUUUUGCGCGUUUGGAAUGUUUCUAGAGCAACACCUGUUGAUAAUUUUAAAUUAAAGAAAACAGGGUUUCACUGCUUACACGUACUGAAUUCUCCUCCAAGGAAGAAAUUUUCAAUCCAGUCCCCAACCAAAAAUCAUUAUACAUCCUCAACGAGUGAAGCAGUACCACCCCCAGCUUUGACACAGAAUCAAGCAUUUUCUGUUCCUCCUGGUCACGCAGUGUGCUGUUUCUUGGAUGGUGGAGUUGGACUUUAUGAUAUGGGAGCUAAGAAGUGGGAUUUUCUUAGGGACUUGGGUCACGUGGAAACUAUCUUUGACUGCAAAUUCAAACCUGAUGAUCCCAAUCUUUUAGCAACAGCUUCCUUUGACGGCACAAUAAAAGUCUGGGAUAUAAACACACUGACGGCAGUGUACACUUCCCCAGGGAAUGAAGGGGUUAUUUAUUCCCUUUCAUGGGCUCCAGGUGAUUUAAAUUGUAUUGCUGGAGCAACUUCUCGAAAUGGUGCUUUUAUUUGGGAUAUUAAAAAGGGCAAAAUCGUACAACGAUUUAAUGAGCAUGGAAAAAAUGGAAUAUUCUGCAUUGCCUGGAGUCAUAAAGAUUCCAAAAGAAUAGCAACCUGCAGUGGUGAUGGUUACUGUAUUAUUCGAACAGUUGAUGGUAAAGUACUACACAAAUACAAACAUCCAGCUGCAGUGUUUGGUUGUGAUUGGAGCCAAAACAACAGAGACAUGAUAGCCACUGGCUGUGAAGACAAAAAUGUUCGUGUCUAUUAUGUGGCCACCAGUUCGGAUCAACCACUGAAAGUGUUUAGUGGGCACACAGAGAAGGUGUUCCAUGUUAGGUGGUCUCCUCUGCGGGAGGGAAUUCUUUGCAGUGGCUCUGAUGAUGGUUCUGUUCGAAUCUGGGAUUAUACUAAAGAUGCAUGCGUAAACGUUCUUAGAGGACACACGGCACCUGUGCGGGGAUUAAUGUGGAAUACUGAGAUCCCAUACCUACUAAUAUCUGGCAGCUGGGACUAUACUAUAAAAGUGUGGGACACUCGGGAAGGAGCUUGUUUGGAUACCGUGUACGAUCAUGGCGCAGAUGUAUACGGUUUAACAUGCCACCCACGCCGCCCCUUUACUAUGGCCUCGUGCUCCCGGGACUCUACAGUGAGACUCUGGUCAUUAACGCCGUUAAUCACUCCUUUGCAAAUAAAUAUUCUGGCAGAUAGAUCCUGGGAAGAAAUUAUCGGGAACACUGAUUGUGCUGUAGAACGAGGCAUGCCCCCUCUGCUGUGUGGCAAAGUGUCAAGAGACAUCAAACAGGAGAUAGAGAAACUAAGUGGCAACCCUCGUGUGAAAAAACUAAGAUGGUUUUCAGAAUGUUUAUCACCUCCGGGUGGCAGUGACAAUUUAUGGGACUUAGUUGCUGUGAUAAAAGGGCAAGAUGAUAGCUUACUUCCUCAGAACUACUGUAAAGGAAUAAUGCAUUUGAAACAUCUGAUUACAUUCCGAACAUCUGAAGCCCAAGAACUAACCACAGUCAAGAUGUCUAAAUUUGGUGGUGGUAUUGGUGUCCCUACUAAAGAGGAAAGACUGAAGGAAGCUGCUGAAAUACACUUGCGAUUAGGACAGAUCCGGAGAUACUGUGAGCUGAUGGUGGAACUUGGAGAGUGGGACAAAGCCUUGUCAGUUGCGCCAGGGGUGUCUGUGAAAUACUGGAAGAAGUUGAUGCAGAGGAGAGCUGAUCAGCUGAUCCAGGAAGAUAAGGAUGAUGUCAUUCCAUACUGCAUAGCCACUGGCGAUGUGAAAAAAUUAGUCCAUUUUUUUAUGUCACGAGGUCAGCUGAAAGAAGCUCUGCUUGUCGCACAGGCUGCUUGUGAGGGAAAUAUGCAAACCUUCCAUGUUUCAACACCUAAAGGAUCUUCUUAUUCUGAUGAUAUCUACAAGGAAGACUUUAACGAACUCCUGCAGGAAGCCUGCAGAGAGCUGGCGGAAUGGUAUUUUCAGGAUGGCCGGGCAGUCCUAGCCGCGUGUUGCCACCUCGCUGUGGAUAAUAUCGAGCUGGCUAUGGCGUACCUGAUUCGCGGAAACGAGCUGGAGUUGGCAGUCUGUGUGGGCACAGUGCUUGGAGAGCUGGCAGGACCCGCAACCCACUAUGCCCUCGAGCUGCUGGCGAGAAAGUGCAUGAUGAUUCCAAUGUGCUUUCCAUCCACUGGAUACAGGAAUUUGGCCGUUGAUCUUCUCCUGAUGACUCCUGACAGCGAACUACAGUUAGUAAAACUCUGUGCUUUCUACCCGGGGUGUAUCGAAGAGAUAAAUGAUCUUCAUGAGAAGUGCAAGCUACCCACAGUAGAAGAAUGUAUGCAAUUAGCUGAGACAGCCCAUGCCGAUGGCAAUAUAUUUGAAACUAUAAAGUAUUACUUGUUAAGUCAAGAACCUGAGAAAGCCCUUCCUAUUGGUAUUGACUUCAUCAAAGGAUCCAUCAGUAGUUCCAAUUGGACUUUGGAUACCAUUUACCCCGUUCUUGACCUACUGAGUUAUGUUCGUACUGAAAAAUUACUCCUGCAUACAUGUACUGAAGCUCGAAAUGAACUGCUGAUACUAUGUGGAUACGUUGGUGCUUUGCUGGCUAUCAGAAGACAGUACCAAAGCAUCGUCCCGGCACUUUAUGAGUACACGAGUCAGCUAUUGAAACGUCGGAAGGUGUCAGUGCCUAUAAAAAUCGAACACCUUUCUGAGGAAUUGGAUGCGUGGAGAGCUUGCACACGAUCCAUCAACCGAUCAUCAGAAGAAGCUCCACAUACACCCCCUUCUGAUUCACAAAGAAUGGUUUAUGCAACUUUACUGAAGAGACUAAAAGAAGAACCGCUCAGAGGAAUUAUUGGACCAGAUUAUGUGACCGGGUCAAACCUACCGAGUCAUUCUGAUAUUCACAUCUCUUGUUUUACAGGAUUAAAAAUCCAGGGCCCUGUAUUUUUCCUUGAAGAUGGGAAAUCCACCAUCUCCUUGAAUGACGCUCUGAUGUGGGCAAAGGUGAACCCAUUCUCACCUUUGGGGACUGGAAUACGACUCAACCCAUUUUGACAGAAGGUUUUUCUCACACUUAAUUGUUUUUUUAAAGACCUUUUUCCGAUGAAUUUUUGGAGUGAAUACAUACCUGGGAUGCCAUCACCCAGAUCCAGAAAUAGUAUAGUGCUAGCACCCCAAAAUCGCUUCCUGUCUCUCCCAUACAGUACCCUAAAACUAAAACUCUGUCUUGACUUCUAUCAUCAUAGGUUAGCUUUACAUGUUUGUAUAUUUCAUAUAAGUAAAACCAUACAGUAUCUAUUUCAUUUUGCAAACAUUUUUAUACUGUAAAAAUAGUGACAAAAUUAUUUUCCAUGUUUCCCGUAUGUCUUAUUAACUAAUUCUGUCAACUGCAGCACUUGGGCAUCAGCUUCACUGUGCUUCUAAAGAUCACCUACUCCUCAGCAGCUCACCCUCACCGAGGCUGGAAGACGUGUCUAAGGUCAUUUCUGCUCAUCAGCCAUGCCCUGUUUAUGCUUAAACACCACCCUGGUCAUUCCCAGAACUGUGAUUAUCACAAUUAAUUAUUUGCCAGCUUGAAAUCAGCAUUCUCAAAAAUCAACACCGGUGAUAACAGAAUUCUGUUCAAGAAUCGAAAGUGUUGAGGUAUGUCCGUGGCUAAAGAGAACAUGUGUUCCAAAGAAGACAGCAGAGAGAGAGGUUAGCUCUGCACUAAGAUGGACAUUUAAACUGAUGACUAAAUGGAAUGGUUGUGUUUCGAUCCAGGAAUUCCGACAAGACCCAGUGAGUGGAAGUAAUAGUGAGACAGAUUAAAUGUAAACAAGUAUUCGGUAUAAAAAAUAAUGAUACCUGAUUUUGCAGUGUUAAAAAAAUAACUUGACAAAACGAAAAUGCUGAACAAAAGAACUGAAGUGGGGAGGGGGCUGGUAGGGAUUGGUCAGUGUCCUAGUGUUGUAAGGUCCUUACAGUUUGAGGAAGAGAAUAAAGAUAUUACUCUUAGACUAAGAUAAAUAGGCAUGUUAAAGUUUCUAGCGUAGCACUAAAGAGAGUAGAAAUUUAUAAUUUUCCAAAUUAGUAGGGAGGAAAAACGUCUUUGGAUAAAAGUUCAGUCCAAAAGAAGAAGAAAAAUAGGUAAGACAAAAACAAGAAACAGAGAACAAAUUAAAAGCACAAAAUAAUAUGAUAGAUAUGAAUACAUAUAUGGUAAUAAGUAUGACUGAAUUAAUAACAAUAAAAGUCACAGUAGAUGAAAUUACAACAAGUCUACGAAUCAGGGCACAGUGGCAGGCUUUUCUUUCAUCUGUGCUCAAGAAGAGCCUUCUUACGCUUGGAAGAACCCAGUUGACUAUUUCCAAGAAAACUUACUUGGAUU